AUGAAAACAGAGGGAGUAGUCACGCGUUACGUACUGUCAAUGGACAUGAAAGAGAAUGAGAACAAUGGAGGGAACCGCGGGACGGAAGUGGAUCGAAGACGUGAUGCAAUUGUUGAAGACUCCCACGCGAAACGAAGCAUACCGUCACUCAGCAGGACGGGCGCAGAACAACGCGUCACUCGAGGGUCAGUCCCCAUCGCUUCGAGGGAAGGAAAAAUCGUCGAGGCGACCUGUGUGUCGACUCCUUUCCGCUCCUGGCAAGUAGGAGACGAGUCGCCGCCAACGGACUCUCUGGGUCGCCGUCCUGCGACCUGGCGUCCCUGUACGACUCCGCCUGUCGAGACUUCGAUCUGGACUUGCUGGACGCCCCUCAAGUCCACUCUCCUUCGUCGGGAGAGUCUAGCGACGGACCUGGAGAGUGCAGCGCCCCUUCUGGCGGAGCCCUUUACGAGGAGCACAGCAGCUGGGACCAGCCCAGCCCUGUCCGCCGCCAGCAGCAGGCUCCGCCGCAGGACCGGCCGCAGGCAGCGCCCACCUGCCCGCCGUGCUGGAGGCGUGGGCGAGUCCCUCAGCGGGCGCAGGAGAGACCCGGCCCUCGGCGUCCUUGGGCCAGGAAGGACAAGGUCCUCUCGGCUGGGAGCCCAGCCCCAGGAUGCACCAGUGGCCGCCGCAGGACGACCCUCAGCUGGAGCGGAAGCGAGUCCGGGCCCUGAGGGCUCGCCUCAGCCGCCAGAGGGCCAAGGAGAGCAGGGAACACCUGCAGCACGACCUGGACCAAGUCAAGGCCCAGCUCAGCCUCCUGACGGCGGACAAGACCAGACGGCGGCAGCGGAUCGCCAUCCUGGAGGCCCACCUGGCCACCUCGCCCUCGCGCCGAAGGCCACGCGUCCCCCCUCCAGCCACGGGGCGCAGACGCCGGCGCCUUGGACUAAAGGACUCUCCCUGUCUGAAAGGGGAUGA
Molecule: messenger RNA, 960 nt
Organism: Penaeus vannamei (Pacific white shrimp)
Lineage: Eukaryota; Metazoa; Arthropoda; Malacostraca; Decapoda; Penaeidae
Source: RefSeq, a predicted model, not a curated record